Molecule: messenger RNA, 3721 nt
Organism: Paramisgurnus dabryanus
Lineage: Eukaryota; Metazoa; Chordata; Actinopteri; Cypriniformes; Cobitidae
Product: serine protease FAM111A-like
Biological process (GO): DNA replication
Cellular component (GO): chromatin; nucleus
Source: RefSeq, a predicted model, not a curated record
UAUGGAUAUGCAAUGUUGUUCUGCUCUAACUAAUAUUCCACAAAUGUAUUUCCUUAAUUCUUUUACAGGGUGGGGACUGAAAGCACAAAACCAGCAUAACUAGACUUACAGUAUAGGUGUAAAUAUAAUGAGAUUGUGACCAGGUGCAGCAGAAGACACACAAAGAUACUUAUUUAAGCUUUUUACAGUCAAGGUCUUGCAGGUGUUUUUAUGACUGAGAAGUUUGCUCUGGCUUCCCAUCUCCGUUUCUGACUCAAACUGUUCCUGCUCAGGACAAAGUGAACACUAACUAAACAUGGAAACAUCCCCAACCACAAAGAUAAAGGAGGAAAGAGAAAGCCAAAAGGGUCAUAAAGAAGACCCUGAGGAGGGACCCUCAAAAAUCAGUCUGCAACAGAAAAAAGAAGGGGAAAGUCGUUCUUUGACAUUCCAAUACGACAACAAAACACAUGGAUUGACAUGCAAUACAUCUCAGACUGUGCUUGAUGCACUAAAGACUAACCCAGCUUUUACUGACAUUAGAAAGACGAACCAGGAGAAAGAAAUUGUAAUUAGAAAAAACAAAGGAAAAGGUGCCGCUGUGAAUACAGAUUACCCCUGCAUGCUCUUAGAAUCAAAUGAAAUCUUGAAAAUAACGUUCAUAAAAAAAGAAGAAAAUCCAGAGGAACAGCCAAACACAAGUUAUUCAUGCCCUAGUGAAGACUUAGUCAGCUUUAAUGUUAAAACUAAAGGAGGGGAGAAUGUCAGGCGUUUAAUGAGAAACAAUGCACUUGCAACAUCAGGAGUUGAUUAUGUUUGUGUUUAUGCGUUUAAGGGAGAGAAAUUUGAACAAGCUCUUAGGCGUGAUAAACGAUUCAAAGAAAUCAUAUUCGGGAGAAACUGUGAGCUAACCGACUGUGAUAGUGAGACAAUUCAUCAGAUGUCAGAAAAUGUAGAUAAGCAUAACAAUAAGAAUUUUGAGGUGAAUGUAACUAAAUACAAACAACUGCAGGACAGCAAAGAUACUUCAUCCAAAGACAAGACUACAGCAAAUGUACCCUCUGAUGCUCAAGAAGAAAUUCAAGUGGACCCCAGCCAGCAUCCUGCCAACACCGCACAUGAAAAUACAGAACAAAGCACAAGUCAAUCUGGAACUGCAGUCAAAUGGCAACCUAUACAAGGAUCUGAAGAGAUUCUGAAACUUCUGCGUGAUCAGUUUAAGGUUUUACUAAAGCAGCUAAAGGAGAGAGAGAAACGUAAAACCCCUGCGCAGGUCAGACAGUUCUACAGAGAAGAAUAUGAUAAAAGCUGUCAGAGUUUCUCAGAGGUAAAGACAAUGAAAAAGGUCAUAAAUCUCUCAAACUCUGUGUGUCAGAUUCGAUUAAACGGGUCUGCCAAAGCAACUGGAUUCUUGCUCUUCAACAAAUUCAUCCUCACUAAUGCACAUGUGAUUGGGUUCGGUAACUCUAAAGUGUUCAACCCUGCAGAAUUCAAAGCUGUAUUUGGUUAUGAAGACUUGGAUAAUAUUGGAGCCAAGUAUGUACAGAUCAUAAAUCUCACAUCAUCUUUUUAUGGCAAAGACGAGAAGGGUAACCAUCUUGACUAUGCUCUUCUUGAAUUUAUUGAACCUAGGUUGAAUUCAGUUGAGAAAAUGUCUGAAUUGUUGCAUCAUUACAGAAAUAACUCACCUAAUAACAGAAGUCAGAUCUGCAUUGUAGGUCAUCCAGAUGGUAAGGUAAAGAAAAUGGAUCCGUGUUUCGUCAUUGGGAGAGAAAAUCGACAAGAGGCUGAAGACCAACACGUAUCUGAAAAUUUUCAAUUCUUUCAUGUUAUGACACAACGGUCUUUGGAGGAGAAAUGGCAGCUUCAUAAGAACCAGAUAACUUAUGACUCUUGUUUCUUUCAUGGAUCUUCCGGCUCUCCGGUUUUUGAUGCAGACUGCAAACUGAUCGGUAUUCACACCGGUGGCUAUGUGUACCCAGGAGGAGGUGAAAAAACUAGGAGUGUUAUGGAAUACGCUUAUCCCAUGCAGCCCAUACUGGACAACAUCAAAGCACAGGCUCGAAUAAAAGGUAAUCAAGAGAUCAUAGACAUCUUAAAUGGUUACAGCGAUGAAGAGAUGGAAAUCGGUUAAACCAUUUACUUAACCCUGCUUCUGUCUCUUUGGGGGGAAAUUACUACAAAGCUGUCACUGCGAUUUACACUGAGAUUUUCAAUCCCUAAACACAGACCCAAAAUUAUUUUAAAAUGUUGCUAUUAAUAAUAAUAGUAAAUGUAAGCUCUUAAUAAUAUGAAGGAUUUGUUCUACCCAUAUGUAGUUCUUUGAGAUCUUGGUUUACCCUUUAGUGCCUCAAGAAAGAUUAAAAACGAUGACCAUGCUUUUGCAAUCACAGAUUCAAACAGAUGAGGUCCCAUUAUUCCUGCCCACAAGUCUUUACUAAAGACAUAACUUUAUCUAUAGCUUUUAUCUUUGUUUAUCUUUUAGCUUUAUGUUUAAUGUUUUUACUUAUACUUUAAUAAGCAUUUUUUUCAUUGCACUUAUGUUUUAAAGUGGACAUUUAAUGAAAAUCUGACUUUUUUCAUGUUUAAGUGCUACAGUAUAAUUGGGUCCCCAGUGCAUCUAUCAUCCUCCUAGACAAUGUGAAAAAGAUCAACCCAGUAACUUAGUUUUGAUAAACCAUUCUCUGCAAGCAUGUGGAAAAAUAGGUCAUUGAAAUUUGGCUCCCCUUGUGAUGUCAGAAGGGGAUAAUAUACCGCCCUUUAAUCUGCACUAACCAACCAGACCACUGCCAUUUAGUGCAGAGAUCAGCUCAUUUGCAUUUUAAAGGACACACCCAAAACAACAAAUUUUUGCUCACACCUAUAAGUGGCCAUUUUAACAUGCUAUAAUAAAUUAUCUGUAUGGUAUUUUGAGCCAGAACUUAAAAUACAUACUCUGGGGACACCAAAGAUUUAUUUUACAUCUUUAAAAAGUCUUGUAAAAUGUUCCCUUUAAUCUAUGUUUUAUUUUCUUUCCUGUGUUUGUUUAUUCUUUUAGCACAAUACUUUCUCUAGAAUUGUUUUUGAUUGAUUGAUUAAUUGAUUACAAUGUUUACAUUUAAUCGAAUUAUUAAUUACAUAUAUUCAUUCAAUAUGAAAUAAUUGAAAUUUACUGAACAAUGUUAUAUUGAGAAUGGUGUCUGUGUAAGGUUUAGGUUUAGUUAUAUUACUAUUUAGGUUCAGUUAUUCACAUAUUGUUUUAUUAUACAUAUUUAUUAUAUAUCUUUACACAAUGAUUUGCUUUGAUUUUGUCUUGAUGAAUAUUUUUAAUUAUGCAUAAUAUAAAAGGUGAUGUUUUGAACUUUAUAACAUCUCUGAUGACACUUCAGGUGACUGUUUGGAUUUAUCAUCACACAAAGCUUUUCAUCAUCUUUGUCUGAAAAUGUGAGUUUAAUAAAGGGGAAUAAUCAUUAACGUUUCAUUAUUUAAAAAACAAGAUAUUGUCUCUAAAUACAAAAAAAUAAAUAUAAUCAAUAAUUGUUAGUUUAUUUCUUCUGGAUUACACGAAGUAACUUACAAAAAGCCUAAAAAACUUUAAAGUUAUGGGGUUUGUCAAACUGCAUCAGUAAUUGAGCAAAAACACAAAAACGCAAGAUGGGUUUUCCUCUUUAAUCCCUUUGAUAAGACUAAGAUUUCCAGGGCCGAAAGUGCCCAAACAAAAAACACACUGUACAUUUUACAAGGGAAACCGCAGACAAAAACA